GAUAGCCCGUAAUAAUGAGCACUCUGUAAGGCGUGAGAUAACCUACCAAAGCGGGGGGAGCACCGAGCGCAUUGUUUGUCACUGGUUGAUGCAAUAGCUUGACAGUGCCUUUACAUUGGCAAAGGGGCAUGUUAGGCAGGCUUGUCCGCGGUGCCGUCUCGGCAGCCGCCCAGCAAAGCCAGCGAUAUGAACAUCUGAUUGCCGGCAGGCUUAUGGUGGCGGACCUCGGUAAUUCGGCUGUCUUCAGUGAAGAUCGGUCUUCAGGGCGGCCAGAGUCAGUAUCUUGUGAUUCGGGGAACCCAUGCAGCAGCAGUUCUGACUCUGGCCGCGCUGUCAGCCAUGCAUACGCUAGCACGUCGCUUCGCUGCCAUGGGGACAGCUUGAGCACGUCUCAAGCACUGCCAUCAGAAAGCCUUGGCAGCAGUAUGCAGCUGCAGCAGCUCAGAGCGUUCGGCUUCCGCCCGCCCAAGCCCCGGUUCCAACUCCCGGAGCGUAUCGCAGCCAUCGUGCAGGAGAAAAUCCGCGCGCAGCGGGAAAGCGCACCGCAGGCGCCCCCUGCUCCCAAGCUGGAGCCACGGCCACUAACGGAAACGUCAUUGCGCGUUGGUUGCAUUGCCACCAAGGCGGGCAUGACACAGGAGUGGGACGAGCAUGGAGUGCGAAUCCCGUUGACCGUGCUCUGGAUCGAUGAGUGCCAGGUUGUGUCCGUAAAGACGCCUGAGGUGCACGGCUACAACGCACUGGUGCUGGGGGCGGGCUUCAAGCGGCAGAAGUGCAUGUCGCCCUCGCAGGCGGGGCUCUUCCUCAAGGCGGGUGUUCCCUUCAAGAAGAUGCUGGCGGAGUGGCCGGUCAGCGGCGACGCGCUGCUGCCUGUUGGCACCCACAUCGGCGGGGGGCACUGGGUGGCGGGGCAGAAGGUGGACGUCACGGGCUGGACCAAGUGGAAGGGAUUCCAGGGUGUGAUGCGGCGCUGGGGCUUCAAGGGUCAGCCCGCCUCGCACGGUGUGUCGCUGUCGCACCGCGCACCCGGUGCUAUCGGCAACCGGCAGGACCCCGGCCGGGUGUGGAAGGGCAAGAAGCUGCCCGGCUGCAUGGGCAACGAGCGGCGCACCGUACACAACUGCCUGGUCUACAAGGUCGACGCGGCACGCAACCUGGUCUACGUCCGCGGGCAGGUCCCCGGACCCGUGGGUCGCUCCGUGCUACUGCGCGACUCCCGCCUCGCCCCCGCCCGCCAGCGCGCCACCUGGGGGCUGCCCUUCCCCACUCACAUCCCCACCGCCGAGCAGCUGGCGGCGGCGCCCGCGCCCGGCGACGUAACGGCUACACUGCCCGAGCCGGCUGCGGUGGCGGUGUGGCGCAACCCGUCCGACCCCUACCUGAUGUAUCGCCAGGAGACGGAUUACUUCCCCAUUUCGUGGAAGAAGGGAGAUUGAGCGGGGAUGGGAGAUUGAGCGAGGGAUGCGGGGAGAGGAGGAGGGUAGGAAGGGAUGUGUGGGAUGGGGAUAAAAGGCGGCCGGUAUGAGUGGAUUAGGAGGUGGAGGAGCCGGGAAGCAAAGGUUGUAAGCCGGGAUUGGUACGGGACAUGGGUUAAUGAGAAGUCGUAUGUCGCUGUGGCAGCCUUGGUAGCAUAUACAUAAGUGAGCGUGGCUGUGUAGGGAGAAGGGCCUGAUCAUGUGACAUGCACCUCCCAUGGUAAGGGCCGGUGUGGUGAGGGGUAAUGUCUUAAUAGGGUUACUCGGAACGGGCUGUAAAUGUGGUGAGGGGGGGGGGCCGGACAUCUAGUACGGUAUGUGAGGGCAGGCCUGCCAAAGUGUGUGCGGAUGAGGGUGGACCGAACCGGGGCAGGCUGGGGACACCUGCUACGGACGCCAACACUUGUGCAGGCGGUGGCGUCAAGAGAUGGGACAGCAGGGGGUCUCUCAGUGGGUUCAGACACACCCUGGCGGUUAGUCACGUCCUAGAACCGCGUGGUGUUGUGCGUCAUGAGCGGUGUAUGGUACCGCUCGCUGCCUUUCUUAAGUGCGGGCCUGGUUACCGUACCGUUUUUAAUCAUCAUGAUAAUUGCCAGGGACGAUUUUGCUUUGUAACAGCGCUACACGGCGUAACAGCCCUCCCGGCGGAGUG
Molecule: messenger RNA, 2127 nt
Organism: Astrephomene gubernaculifera
Lineage: Eukaryota; Viridiplantae; Chlorophyta; Chlorophyceae; Chlamydomonadales; Astrephomenaceae
Source: the annotation of a GenBank genome assembly